UUCACAAUACUGGUUUCAAUUUUCAAACGUGCAGGAACUCUCAUCUUCAAACCAUCGCUUGCCGCCAUUUACAUCCUUCAUCAUUCUCACUUCAGCUUGAGCUUCAUGAUCAAUCUUAAUGUCAGUACUCUCAUCUUUAGAUAUCCGCAUUUGGUCUCAAGAUCACCAUUCCAAAUCCCCUUCAUUUUGCUACUCCACACUCACUCUCUUCCACAUCACAAAGACAAACCCACCAAUUGGAACACAUCUCACGUUCUGAUUCAAUCAAACCCACUUCUCUCCCUCUUAGAAAGAUGCACUUCCAUGGCGCAAAUGAGGCAAAUUCAUGCCCAAAUGAUUUCAACCGGUUUGAUCUCAGACGGGUUUGCUCUGAGUCGCCUCGUUGCUUUCUGUGCGAUUUCGGAGUGGCGAAAUCUCGACUACUGUGACAAAAUUCUCGACGAUGCUGCGAACCCGAACGUUUUUUCUUGGAAUGUGGCGAUUAGGGGUUAUUUAGAGAGUGAAAAUCCCAGAAAUGCUAUUCUUUUGUACAGAAAAAUGCUGAGAAAAGGUAGGUCGAUUCCUGAUAAUUAUACUUAUCCUUUAUUGUUCAAGGUUUGUGCAGGUUUGUCGUUGAGUUGGACGGCUAAUGAGAUUCUUGGGCAUGUACUACAGUUGGGAUUUGGUUCGGAUUUGUUUGUGCACAAUGCGAUCAUUCAUGUGUUGGUUUCAAGUGGAGAAUUGUUGGCUGCACGUAAGGUGUUUGAUAAAAGUUGUGUGAGAGAUUUGGUUUCUUGGAACUCCAUCAUCAAUGGAUAUGUUAGGUGUGGGCUGGCAGACGAGGCAUUGGAUCUUUAUUACAAGAUGGGGGAGCUGAAAGUGAAGCCAGAUGAGGUCACAAUGAUUGGUGUCGUUUCAGCUUCUGCUCAGCUUGAAAAUUUAGCUCUUGGAAGAAAGCUUCAUCAAUUCAUUGAAGAAAUGGGUUUGAAUUUGACCGUUCCACUUGCCAAUGCGUUGAUGGAUAUGUAUAUUAAGUGUAAGGAUAUUGAGGCUGCAAAAAUACUAUUUGAGAACAUGACAAAGAAAACUAUUGUUUCAUGGACAACAAUGGUUGUUGGAUAUGCCAAAUUUGGGUUGUUUGAAAGUGCUGUGAGGCUGUUCAAUGAAAUGCCAGAGAAGGAUGUUGUCCCAUGGAAUGCUCUAAUUGGUGGCUUUGUUCAAGCCAAGCGUAGUAAAGAGGCUUUGGCUCUGUUUCAUGAAAUGCAGUCCAGUAAUGUUGACCCGGAUGAGGUUACUGUUGUUAACUGUUUAUCCGCGUGCUCUCAACUUGGAGCACUUGAUGUUGGAAUUUGGAUGCAUCACUAUGUUGAUAAACAUAAUCUUACUAUGAAUGUUGCCUUAGGAACUGCUCUAGUUGACAUGUAUGCUAAGUGUGGGAACAUAAAAAAGGCUAUACAGGUUUUUGAAGAGAUGCCAGGAAGAAACUCAUUGACAUGGACAGCUAUAAUUUGUGGUCUAGCACUUCAUGGACAAGCACAUACUGCCAUAUCUUACUUCUCGGAGAUGAUUAGCAUUGGACUGGUGCCUGACGAGAUCACCUUCAUCGGGGUCCUAUCAGCUUGUUGUCACGGUGGGCUGGUUGAUCAGGGACGGGACUAUUUUUACCAAAUGAGCUCCAAAUAUGGUAUUUCCCCAAAACUUAAGCAUUAUUCUUGUUUGGUGGACCUUCUAGGUAGGGCUGGCUUCUUGGAAGAGGCAGAAGAGCUUAUUAAGAGCAUGCCUUUUGAAGCGGAUGCCGUAGUGUGGGGAGCAUUGUUCUUCGGCAGCCGUAUUCAUGGAAAUGUUCAUAUGGGAGAAAGAGCGGCUUCUAAGCUUCUUGAGUUGGAUCCUCAUGAUAGUGGAAUUUAUGUGUUGCUUGCAAAUAUGUAUGGCGAUGCUAAUAUGUGGGAGCAGGCAAGAAAGAUAAGAAAGAUGAUGGAAGAAAGAGGGGUAGAGAAAACACCAGGUUGUAGUUCAAUUGAGAUCAACGGUUUAGUUUAUGAGUUUAUAAUUUGUGACAAGUCACAUCCUCAAUCGGAGAAAAUUUACGAGUGUUUGACACGGUUAACAAGACAGCUUGAACUUGUUGAGGUUGAAAUUUCUUCAUUCAAAGACUUCUCCUCUCUGUGUUAAUCUAGGCCGUCAGAUUUGAGUUGAGAAAACCUACCAAGUUCCGUCUCACAUGCUUGUGCUCUAAAAAUAUCAUUACGGAAAGCUGUCUAGCACCCCGAUGGAUUCCCCAGCUGUAAGGAUUUGAAAAUUUGGAGAUAUCCUUUGAAGUCUUGGGUUCAAGCCCCUGUGAUUUAAACCUCUUCAUAUCUCCCACAGAUAGGCCUUGAGUGGGUAAGGCCUAUCUGAAGAUUAGUGAGAGAUGGGAUAUAAGUAUAAUACAAGGAGCAGAGGCCCUCCGACACUCGGUUUAAAAAAGAUUAGUCAACGAAAGAAACCUUUCUAGUCUAGAAAUGAUUAUGAUUCUCUUCGUUAAUUAAGAGAUGAUGAAGUUCUACCUCUCGUAGUCCAAAAAGCGCUUCUUCAGUAAGAUCAACAUUUGAAGAAUCUUCUGAAUGUUAUAUUUGGAGUAUGACAUCUACUUGACAUGAACUUCAAACAGUUGAAAUGAAAAGCUAACCAGUCACUGUCGGCAACUAUUGCUGUCACACUCUUGGAACCAACUCUGACCUCCGACAACCACCUUUUAUGACAACUUUGGCGACUAACUCCAGGCUCCGACAACCACCUCCGGUGACAACUUAGGCAACCAACUCCAAUGACCACCUUCGUGCAACUAACUUCAAUGACCAAUUCUAGACUCCAGCAGCCACCUUCGAUGACAACUCCGAUAAUCAAUUUCAAGUUUUGGCAACCACCUCUGACAACAAACUCCGAUGACCAACUACGUCAACCAUCUUCCAAACUCCAACGAAAAUCACCUUCGAUAACCACUUUCGAGUGAACAACUCCGACGACCAACUUCGAGCUUCGACAACCACAUCUGAUAAUAAACUCCGACAACCAACUCCAAUACCACCUUCAUGCGACUAACUUCAAGCUCCAUCAACCACCUUCGACUUCAAACUCUAGCGAAAAUCAUCUUCGAUAAUCAACUUCAACAACCACUUUCGACUAUUAUAAGACUCAUGAUUGUUAAGGUAUAUUAUAGGGUUGUUAAUUAUAUAAAUAAUAGUAUUUUGUUUGCAUUUAGUGCAAUAUUUAUAUGUAGAAAUUUGUAAAAUAUAUUUUUAUUUAAUUGAAUUCGCAUAUCAAAUGAGUGUUAAGAAUACUUGUUAAAAUA
Benincasa hispida (wax gourd) is the source of this 3310-nucleotide messenger RNA. It is a transcript of the gene SLO1, whose product is annotated as SLOW GROWTH 1. NCBI's taxonomy places the organism in Eukaryota, Viridiplantae, Streptophyta, Magnoliopsida, Cucurbitales, Cucurbitaceae. The record is from RefSeq and is a predicted model, not a curated record. Gene Ontology annotation, molecular function: protein binding; RNA binding. Gene Ontology annotation, biological process: RNA modification.